Molecule: messenger RNA, 475 nt
Organism: Brassicogethes aeneus
Lineage: Eukaryota; Metazoa; Arthropoda; Insecta; Coleoptera; Nitidulidae
Source: the annotation of a GenBank genome assembly
AUGUUCUUAAAUCUCGCCUCUGUUGACUUACAUGAAGAAUAUAUAAGCUCAGGCAAACUAUCAGAGGACCUUCUAAUUUCGAAUAACAACAAGUGGUCUUCGAUGUCACCUCAAUCCUGCAACACAGCACUGCUGGUGCAGCAGGCUAACAAGGUUUUGUCGUCUCAGCAAUCCCAUCUACAGGGUGCUCUAUCCUCUCCCUUCACGUCCCUGCUGGGUGGCCCUGGUGGUGCUGCCAGUUACUUACUGGGGGACCAUUUAAAACCCCAGACAAAUCACUUGUUUUAAUUUAUAUUUAGCAGUUAUAUGUGUGAUAAAAAAUGAGAAUUUUUGAUUAAAAAUAUGUUUUACCAAAGAUUGUAUUCCAGGUUUGAAAUAGAGCAUCCAAAAAAUAAAUUUCCUGGGUAAAAAUCCAGAAUCAAGUUGAUUUGAAACAAAAAAACAAUCAAACCACAGUUAUUUUGGUCAAUUUCAU